CUUGCGUUCUCCAUCCUUCCCACCGCUCAUUCGUACAUUUACUCUUGGUCAUGGUGAAGGAGAUUUGAUCACGUGACUUUUUCCGAUCGUACAAUCCCUUUCAGCUCGGCACCUUCAGACGUUCACUGCAAAAGUGCGAAACCUGAGCUCGACGUAACAUUGAGAUGCUUGGAAGACACCUUGAAACCCAACACAUUACAGCUUCUGUGGCCCCAAUGCGAUGAUGAGCUUGUACUGACUUCUGUCACCUCCUCGCUCGUAGCAUUGUCUCUCCUCGCAUCAGGUAGCGAUGGCACUUGAUGCUAGGCACGAAGCCUUCACAGCUUGGGCAAAGCUGCGAGGAGUCGUCAUCAAAGGUGUUGCACCCGCCAAGUUCCCAGGCAAGGGUUUAGGUGUUGUGGCGACCCGGAAUCUGAAGGUUGGUAGCGUCCAUUCCGUCAUUAGGGUCGAGAAGCCAGAUUUACAGAACCAAACGGUCAGAAAGGAGAAUCCGUCGUCUCUAUACCAGCUUCAGCGCUGAUCACGCACGACUCAAACUUUGUGCGCGAGUCCGGCAUCGCUCGAGGCACGGUUUAUGGCGUAGUCGCCGCCGCGUUAACACUCAACCAUGAAAAUGACGACCGCUGGUACAAGCCAUGGCAGGACGUUUGGCCUUCUCGAGAAGACUUCGAGGAGAGCAUGCCGCUGUGUUGGAGCGAGGAAGAGCAGAUGAUGCUUACUCCGGCCGCGCAGACGCUGCUCAGAUGUCAGCGGGAGAAGUAUGAACGUGAUGUCCAGACUUUACACGCCAGCAUUCCCGAGCAUCUGAGAGAUUGGUACAAGUACUACUGGCUCGUGGUCAACACGCGCUGCUUCUAUUGGGCGUUUUUCAAAAAGGCCAGAGACGAAGCGAGGAAGGGAAGGAAGUUGCCUAGAGAUGAAUGUCUGGCGCUAGUUCCAUGGGGUGACUAUUUCAACCACGAAGAUCACGGAUGUCGAGUGGUGGAGGAUGUGCAAGGUGCCGCGAUCAUUUGCGACAGAAGCUACAGCAAGGGUGAAGAAGUUGUGGUGUCCUACGGAGCACAUAGCAACGACUAUUUGCUAGUCGAAUACGGCUUCAUCUUGGCCAGCAACCGACAUGACUGCACAACGAUAGAUCACUUGAUUUUGCCUUUGCUCAGCGAGGGGCAGCGCAACCUGCUUGAGGACCAUCACUACUUGGGAGAGUACUAUCUCAGUCCGGCUGGCCUGUGCUAUCGAACCCAGGUUGCCAUUCGCGCCAUGGUCACCUCAAGCAAGCGAAUGCAGAGUUUCUUAGCCGGCGAGUACGACGGCGAGAUGGAGAGCAAGAAGAUGGACAAAAAAACGCGCGAGAUCUGGGCGUUGUUGAGGAAGUUUAUCGAGCAAAACAUCGCGCGCAGCGAGGCGGCCGCCAAGAGCACGGCCUCUUCACGCAUGACAAGCUCGAGAUGGUGUCAACUUGAGGUUAUGUUAGACGCUGGAGAAUCAGCCACGCUUGGUGUUUGAUAGACGUGGAGGCAAAAGAUUGCAAAAGUCGUGUGAUCCAAAGAUAGAUGUAUAUACUGUCUCUUCUUUUAUUGAUCUUGUCUGGUCUGAUCUGAUUCUUGUACUCUAUUCUAAUCGCGUAGCAGAAGCCCUGGUAUUUCUCUCUCUCUACCAGGCUCAUGCCUUUGUUACCAAGCAAUCUUAGCUACAGGACCA
Verruconis gallopava is the source of this 1701-nucleotide messenger RNA. RefSeq lists its product as hypothetical. The coding region runs from base 679 to 1506 and encodes 275 amino acids. The transcript has 4 exons. NCBI's taxonomy places the organism in Eukaryota, Fungi, Ascomycota, Dothideomycetes, Venturiales, Sympoventuriaceae. Gene Ontology annotation, biological process: peptidyl-lysine monomethylation; peptidyl-lysine trimethylation. The record is from RefSeq and is a predicted model, not a curated record. Gene Ontology annotation, molecular function: protein-lysine N-methyltransferase activity; protein binding.